Molecule: messenger RNA, 1105 nt
Organism: Zophobas morio
Lineage: Eukaryota; Metazoa; Arthropoda; Insecta; Coleoptera; Tenebrionidae
Product: RNA-binding protein 42
Exons: 4
Coding region: 128-1027 (299 amino acids)
Molecular function (GO): mRNA binding
Source: RefSeq, a predicted model, not a curated record
GCAGUGAAGUUAGGUUUUUGACAAUUCAACCGCAAGUUUUGACGAUAAACGUGAAAUAUACGUUUACAAUAUUUAUUAUUUUAUCAAGAUAUAUUUUAUAAUUUGUGCACUUUAACUAAAAACCAUCAUGAAUACCAAUAAAUUUCGUCAAAUGGAAGACGAAAUGAAUCGGUUUGAGGCCGAAAUCUCGGGUCAAACGUUAAUGAAUGCAGCUUAUUCCAAUACUUUCGGACUACCGGGAUUUGGAAAUAUACCCCCGCCGCCUGCACCACCUCUCCUUAUUCCUCAUCAAGUGAAGCAAGUUAAAAAGUCGACGUCGCAUAAUGCUUAUGAUAUGUAUUCCCAACCAGCAGUAGCUCAACAGGCUGUAGUUUCUGCAAAACCUACUCUUUAUACAGCAGCAACUAAAGCUGCACAACAGUCUGCCCUAGCUAAUUCAACAAGUUCUUCAUCAACAACGACAAAUCAGUCAUCAGUUGAUUUUAUUGCUUUACAGUCAGAGGUAGAAAAGAAGUUAAAAAAAUUGAAAAAUGAGAAAGUGAGUGCGGAAUUAGCUAUAUCACAAGGAAAAGCAAGUAGUGCAUUACAAUCAUUUGGACCAGACGACUAUAAACGAAGGGGCAGUAAAAAUAGGAAGUUGAUGCGUACUGCUGGCGGGCAAGUGUGGGAAGAUCUGUCAUUAACUGAUUGGCCUGAUGAUGACUUUAGGAUAUUUUGUGGUGAUCUAGGAAAUGAUGUCACUGAUGAACUGCUUACUAGAACUUUUAAUAAGUAUCCUUCAUUUAAUCGUGCUAAAGUUAUAAGAGAUAAACGUACAAACAAAAGUAAAGGAUAUGGUUUUAUUAGUUUCAAGGACCCAGCAGAUUUUACAAAGGCCAUGAAGGAAAUGAAUGGCCGAUACGUGGGUAGUAGACCUAUCAAAUUACGCAAAAGUACUUGGAGGAACAGGUGCAUUGACAUAGUGAAGAAAAAGGAAAAGGAGAAAGCUGCAUUGAUAAGCAUGUUGACGUCCGGGUCCGGAAGGUAAAUUAGUACUAAAUCGAAUGUAUUCUCACACAAGUUUAAAUGUAUAUAUGUGUUAACAAUAAAUAAUUUUCGAAAUUAA